GGUAGCUGUGGAGUAUGUGACGUCUCACGCAGGCUGCCGAUCGUUUGUGAUGCUGUGGAUUUGACGGGCUUUCAUUCAAACAUUCGUUGAGAUCCUAAUCAUAAUCUGUAUGUGGUCUCUGCUCUGAUCCGUGAUGUUUUGAUCCCUGCUGUGGAUCACAGACAGGAGCAGCUUGGUUUCCUGCCCGGCGUCUACAUCGUGGUGUCAGCCCUCCGCCCUCCUGCAGCCGAGAGGCAGCUGAGCGCUCCAUCAGGCCGCGGGGAAACCACUCUGUCUCCGGUACUCAGGGAUGAGGCGGGCCCGUGGAUGUGACAGUGCUGUGGGAUCCUGAUAAACCAGUCCAAUCAUCAUGCAGUGUUCUUGGAAGUCCAUGGUGUUGUUAGCAUUAGCCUCCAUAGCCAUCCAGUACACAGCCAUCCGCACCUUCUCCAGCAACCCCUUAAGCUUUCUGUGCUCUGUGGGCCUGGCACCUUCAGGUUUGACUGUCAACUGCAGCCCCAAAGAGUUGAUGCAGGUGGGCCAGGAGACACCCGUGGACUUGGAUCAUAGCUGUGAUAGAAGCCCCUCCCAUGCUAAUUCCUCCCCUUCUCUCUCCAAUCCUUCCUAUAAUGUCACCAAGAGAACCCACAUCCUCAUUCUGGCCACCACACGGAGCGGGUCCUCAUUUGUAGGUCAGCUGUUUAACCAGCAUCCAGAGGUCUUCUACCUGUUUGAGCCUCUGUACCAUGUCCAGUUGGCACUGCUUCCUCGGUUGGCACAGAGCCGAAACCUGGCUGAGAGGAGGGUCAUGCUGGGAGCAGCUCGAGACCUGUUAAGGUCUCUGUACCACUGUAACCUCCACAGCCUGGAAAGUUACAUACAACCCCGUCCUGCAAGGCACUCCACUGACAAGCUGUUUAGACGAGGAGCUAGCCGUUCUCUGUGCUCCCCACCUGUAUGCGAGGCUCCACUGGGCUCGAAGGAGCAGGUCCUGGUGCUAGCUGAUGAGGGGGAAUGUGUGAGAAAGUGUGGGCCACUAAAUGUGUCGGUGGCUGCUGAAGUCUGCAGAGCAAAGCGCCACGCAGCCAUCAAGACUGUUCGGAUUCCCCAAGUCAGUGACCUCAGGGCGCUCAUUGAGGAUCCAAGACUCAACCUGAAGGUUGUCCAGCUUGUUCGAGAUCCACGUGGCAUCCUGGCAUCUCGUAUUGAGACCUUUCGGGAUACUUACCGGCUGUGGCGUCUGUGGAGGGCAACUGGACGUCGACCCCACAACCUGGACCUAGGACAAAUCAACACAGUGUGUGACGAUUUCCUUCGCUCUGUGUCUGUAGGCCUGGCAAGACCCACCUGGCUCAAAGGGAGGUACAUGUUGCUGAGGUAUGAAGACUUGGCCAGGUUUCCUCUUCAAAAGACAAAGGAGCUCUAUAGCUUCCUUGGUUUGGUUCUAGACCACAAUGUGGUAGACUGGAUCAUCAACAACACUCGGGGCAGCAGUGGUCUAUCAUCCUGGCAGAAAUUCACCACAGUUCGGGAUUCUGCAGCGAAUGCUGAGAACUGGAGGGUUAAGCUAUCCUUUGAUAUGGUGGUUUACACGCAGACUGUCUGUCAACCACUUCUGGGGCUCCUUGGAUACAAGACCAUCUUCCAUCCCAGGGAACUGAGAAAUCUUUCACACUCUUUGGUGGAGGACCGGACGUUCCUCCCUUUUUUUUAAAUGAAUGACAAAUAUAGUUAACUGAGGUUUAGAAACCCAGCAAGACUUUACAGAACUGUUAUAAGGGAGAGACUGUGUAGUCACAGCUGUGGUCACUCUUGUCUGUGGUGGUGGAACAGUUAUCCCUAGAUCUAUUCACAACUAAAAGUUCAAUAAAACAAUCAGAAAUGCUCUCCUUUACAUUAGUGUUUUCUAGUGACCUGGAGAGUUCUGGCAAUCUCUUAUUGUCGACUGCCUAAUUUAUUGAUUUAUUAAUUGGUUAUCUGACUGAUUUUCUUUAUUAUUUUUCAUUUAACUGCUGAGCCAUUACCUACCUCAGUUACAGCUACCGCAUCAAAAGGCCCAAAAUACUGUUUGGAAUAUAUUGGCUUCAUUGUGGCAAAAAUAAUACAGCUAGAUAAUUUAA
Pelmatolapia mariae (spotted tilapia) is the source of this 2099-nucleotide messenger RNA. Its product is annotated as carbohydrate sulfotransferase 1-like. Gene Ontology annotation, biological process: N-acetylglucosamine metabolic process; keratan sulfate proteoglycan metabolic process; carbohydrate metabolic process. Bases 350 to 1693 code for a protein of 447 amino acids. Gene Ontology annotation, molecular function: keratan sulfotransferase activity; N-acetylglucosamine 6-O-sulfotransferase activity. The record is from RefSeq and is a predicted model, not a curated record. Gene Ontology annotation, cellular component: trans-Golgi network; Golgi membrane. The transcript has 6 exons. NCBI's taxonomy places the organism in Eukaryota, Metazoa, Chordata, Actinopteri, Cichliformes, Cichlidae.